Vitrella brassicaformis is the source of this 3897-nucleotide messenger RNA. The record is from the annotation of a GenBank genome assembly. NCBI's taxonomy places the organism in Eukaryota, Vitrellaceae.
CCUUACAGAGCGUUAUGAACAGGCGGGCACACAUGGCAUGGUCAGAAAGCGACGAACGAACAGAGGACAUCCACAUGUAGAGAAAGCUGCCUGCAUGGCUUCGAUCUGCGGAAAACAUCUGCUGCUGCCUCCAGUAUAGACACACACACACAGAGUGUACGUACAGAUAAAGACGCCCCAGCUCUUGAAAGCACAGCAAAACCGCAAUUAAUGCAUCAGUCAAUCAAUCAAUCAAAGCGGCCCGGCCGCACACACAGCGCAAUAAGAAGGAAAAUUGGCCGCCUGUCUGUCUGUCUGUCUCUUUGUCAGUCGAUGCUGACGAGUUUGAGUGCCAUGUUUUGAAACGGCUUGAGCUCGAUCCACAGCGGCCCGCCUCCGCUGUGGCACGACCAAUACGGGUCGUGGCGGUUGUAAUCCUGACACACACACACACACGUGGCGUGUAUGCACCAGUCCAUUGCAUUGUCUGCCGGUGGUGCUCACUGCACUGACAUGUAUGCCAAUGUAUUUCUCGUCGAUGGAGUUGUAGAUGACCUGCCACAGGCCGCCGCACGGCACGUGUAUCUCGCAGUGGCACUUGCUGCUGAACGGCGCCUCGCUGCGGAUGAACACAAUGUCGUUCAAAUGGUCACGGGGGUCGCCGCUGUCCCAACCUGCACACACACAUAGCCACGCACCCAUGUAGACGAAUGAAUGAAUGGAUGCACGUGUGUGGCAUCGAUGGAACACGCUGACCUUUGUCUGAUCCGAAACGGAUGAUGGAAAAGAAUUUGAGCUCAUUGUUGCUGCCGUUCCGAAUCUGCAACGACACACACCACACACACACAACACACACAGAGAGGCUUCCCCAUAACCUGCACCGACCCCCCAAAAUGGCCGACCAUGGAUUUGCUGUCGUGGCGCCACAUGGCGGGUUCGUUCUGGGAGAUCAUGUUAAGGUCGUGGACGUUCUGAAUCAUCUGCUUCUGGUGCAGGUGGGCGUGGUCGCCCGUCUUGCCCCAAUCCAUGCAGCCAGGCGAACCGUCAAACAUGAUUUCCUCGCCAAACUCGUCACCCUGACGGCGAUGGAAACACAUUCACACACACAGAGAGGGCGAUGGGAGAUGUCUCUUCAUGUGCAUCAACCACGGUGUGGGCUCACUUGGAAGAUCAUGGGCACUCCUGCUCUGAACCAGCACAGGGCGGCCAUGCCGACCAGCUGCACAUGGUUCUUGAACUCGGUCAGCAAACGGAGCUUGCCUGAUCAGGGGACGACAAGACAAGACAGACAGACGCGUGUGUGCGUGUUGAUGUGUGGUUAGUGUGGGUGCCGACCGUUUGAGCAUUCGUCGUGGGUGUUGUAUGCGUUGACGUACUUCUCCUCACUCCUGUCGUGGAUCAACAUCUCAACAUGCUGGAUCAGCCGAUACUCCACAGCUGCAGUAAUGGGCAGACAGACAGACAGACAGGCAGACACACCCACACACAGACAUGUGGUCAUGAUGCGCACACACGCACACACACACGUGUAUCUGGUCUUGCCCCUCCCCUACUGGUUCUGAUGUAGUUGCGCAUUCUGUGCAUCUCGCCGAGGUUUUGGACGUAGCCAAAUCCAGCACCACCCUGCCCAACCAUUGACACACACAGACCCACACCGAUUAUGUACGUAUCCUUGUACGGGUGUCGGCUUGCUGGCUGACCUUUUCGACAGGCACUGCGAGCCUCCUGAGGACCCUCCUAGACUCCUCGGCAAUGGUCACAAACGGCGGGGCCGUGUGAGCCAACCGACUGUGCAGAUCCCUGAAGACAUAACACGCAUACGGAGAAAUGGAGAAUGUCAAGGGAGUCCCGUGUGCAGCGCCGAGAGGGAAAGGCGUACCGUACCUGUAGAAGUGGAUUGUGUCGAGGUCGAUGACUUCGCUGAGUUCGUAUCCGCUCAUGCCGAUCUCGUAGAAGCCCACACCGUUGAGCAGGUCCCAGUCCUCCUGCCGCAUACGACUCUUGUCAUUCUUCAGCGGCCACCUAAACACACACACACACACAGGCAGAAACAUACACACACGGUCAUCUGUGUUGGCUGGUGUGUCUUGUGUUGUGUGUGUGCGCGUGUGUGUGUGUGUGUGUGCUGACCAGUCCCACUCUCCUCUGUCAUAGUCGAGGAACAGCUGUGACGACACCGCGUCCAAACGGGCGCCAUCGAUACCUACAAACGCCACGCCACACUCACAUGUCGACACAUGCAGCGGCCAGCGUGCAUUACGUUGCAUCCUUCCUUUCUCAGUGUGUGUGUGUGUGUGUGUAUAUGUGUGAGUGAAUGGGUACGUACCUAGUUCCCUGUACAUGUAUGUGAGGACCCCGAUGAGGUAGUUGCGCACGAACUCGUUGCUGAAGUUGUACACGCGCGCCUUCCACUCGUUGUUCCACCCCUUGCCCCCAGAGUGGUGGAACAGGUCAGUGCCGUCGUAGCUCGACAAACCGCAGUCCCAAUCCUGAACAUUCACACGCAGAAACGGCCUGCGCGUCUGUAUGUGUGAUAUAUGUGACGGCAUGUAGGUCCGCACCUGAAUGCCGUGGCCGAGUGGGACGUCGGCAAUGACGCCAAUGCCAUUCUCGUGCAGCGAGUUGACGAGAUACUUGAAGUCGUCGAUGGUGCCGUGCCGCUCACUCACGGCGUAGGGACACCCAACCAGGUAGCCCCACGACUCUGACAAUGACAAAGUGAGUGAAGUGACACCAACACACACCAACCCAAAACACGCGCAUACGCGUGACCCGGGGGAAGGCAGGCGAGUGUGUGUAUUUACCUACCGUAGAGUGGGCUCUGCAUGAAGGGCAUGAUUUGGACGUGGCUGAACCCCAGGUACUUGACGUGCGGCACCAGCUUGUGGGCGAUGUCGCGGUAGUUGCCCUGCCAGAAACUGCCCAGGUGCACCUCAUAGAUGCUCUUCAACACACCAAGGCCGGCCGUCUGAGCGAGCAAAGCACCACGGUGUGCCACACAUCACUCCCCCCACGUGUGCGUGGGCCGGGCCCCCUUGGGCACGCACCUUUUGUUCGCCAUCAGCCUCGUCGCUGUCCGUCUUGGUGUCGACGAUGUGUUUGUGCGUCCACUCGAAUCGGUCAGGGUCGCCCACCACAGAAUUGAAGUUGCGACUGCCAUCAGCGCGGAACUCAGACUGACCAGACAGACCCGCACGCACACCACACCGCACCACCGUGUUGCCCAGUGUGUGUCUGCCCUGCCCUGCCCUGCCGGCCAUACCGCGAGUUGGACAGAGAAUGGGUCGAUGCGUCCCAUUUCGUAUCUGUUGGGGAGGUAGCCCUUGUCGUUGAUGAUGUGGUACUUGUACUGAUGAUAGGUGAGGUCCUCCCCCACCUCAAGCUCCCACACGCCGUCACGCGUCCAAUGCAGCGGCUCACCCUUCUGCCAAUUGUUGGCUGAUCGAUGGACAGACAGUGGCAGGGGAGACAGACAGACACAGACACAGUAGGUCUACGCUCAAUGGAGGGAUGUUUGUGUUGUGUUGUUAUUGUAUUGUGUGUGCUGUAUAUGUGUGUUUGUUUACUGACCAUCUCUGAGUAGAAAGACGUGUGUGGCUUCAGGCGCAUACACCCGGAAUGUGGUGGUCUUCUUCUCGCCGUCAACGUGGGCGCCAAAGAACUUGUACGGAUAGUCCUGUAUGCACACAGCCACAACACACCAACCACACACAAACAUACAUUCAACCGCACCACAUGCACACUACGCUGCUCUUGGCCAGUGCUGUGCUGCCUACCCUCCUGAGGGUCUCUUCGCCCAUCUCCUGCACAUCCUCCUCCCCCUGCACAUGCCCUGCAUGAUGCGGAUCUAUGCCAUUCUCGUCGGCUGGUGCAGGGGACGCCAAAGCAUCUCCCUGAUCUUUGCUUGUAGCCGGCGGG